AUGCGUCUUCUGUUUGACCAUUACAAGCAUAAACUCGGAAUUCAUGGCAGUUCUCCCAUUGUGAUUCAGGAAGAUGAGCAAGAACCUAGUGGAAGUGGGAAUGGGAAGAAGGGUGAUUUCAGGAAAAUGAAAAGAGAUGCCAUUCUGAAAGGAACCAGAAAAAGUUCAAAAUCUGAGUUUGAUAGGUACCUUGAGGAGGAGGAGGAUGAUGAAAUGGUUACACGAGCAUUGGUGGGUUCAGAAGAGGAUGAAUACAAGUUUGACAUCUUGGGAUGGUGGUCUCGAAAUUGGAUAAGAUCUUCAGACUCCGAGUUGGUGGCUGAUGGAGAAGAUGAGGGUGAUGAAGUGGUAUUUCAAAAUGUAUAUGCAGCUUUUCAAGCUCGGAGUGCAAGUGCACCUGCAGGACCUAGUGGAAGCUCUCGUGCAGGACCUAGUGGAAGCUCUCCUGCUACCCAUGUUUUGAUCUCGAGUCCUACUAUGUCACAAGUGGAAGAAGACUAUGUCGACAACAAUUCCGAUGAGAAUGAUGAGAUUUAUGUAGAUGUAGAGCCUGACGAGGAGUGA
Molecule: messenger RNA, 564 nt
Organism: Linum trigynum
Lineage: Eukaryota; Viridiplantae; Streptophyta; Magnoliopsida; Malpighiales; Linaceae
Source: the annotation of a GenBank genome assembly